AUGGUAGAAACACUUAAGCUAAAUAGAAUCCCUCAUCAAAACCCUUAUAAGAUAUCAUGGUUUAAUAAGGGACAACAAGUACAUGUGAAUGAGAAGGCAUUGGUAGAGUUUAAUAUGGGUCCUUACAAGGAUAAAGUUCUAUGUGAUAUUGUUCCAAUGAAUGUAUGCCACCUUCUUCUUGGAAGGCCUUGGCAAUUUGAUAGGAGAGCCCAACAUGAUGGGCAUAAAAAAAUUUAUGUUAUUGAGAAGGAUGGAGUGUUUUAUACCCUUGGACCAUUGCAAGAAGAUAUGGGUGUAGCUCAUGAAGGACCUAGUGUCAUGGUGGUGAAGGAGAAGGAGUUUUUGAAGGACCUUGAGGACGAAGGAUGUGGAUAUACCAUUGUAGCUAAUCCAAUUUGCAAUACUGCAACCAGUGACAAAGAAGAAGUCCCAAGUGAAGUGCAGGGUCUACUUAACAAGUAUGAGAAUAUAGUAGUGGAGGAGUUGCCAAAUGCUUUGCCUCCAGUCUGA
Molecule: messenger RNA, 510 nt
Organism: Cryptomeria japonica (Japanese cedar)
Lineage: Eukaryota; Viridiplantae; Streptophyta; Pinopsida; Cupressales; Cupressaceae
Exons: 1
Coding region: 1-510 (169 amino acids)
Source: RefSeq, a predicted model, not a curated record